UGAAUUCUUCCCCAAGAAGAAUGAAAAGAUGGAGUUCCCCUUUGGGUCCGUGGGAACUACGAACUUCCGACGGUUCACUCCGGAGUCGCUGGCAGAGAUCGAGAAGCAAAUUGCUGCCCAUCGUGCAGCCAAGAAGGCCAAGGCUAAGCACGGAGAGCAGAAGAACCAGGAUGAGAAGCCCAGGCCGCAGCUAGACUUGAAAGCCUGCAACCAGCUUCCCAGGUUCUAUGGUGAGCUCCCUGCAGAACUUGUCGGGGAGCCCCUGGAGGAUCUAGACCCAUUCUACAGCACACACCGGACGUUCAUGGUAUUGAAUAAGGGCAGGACCAUUUCCAGAUUCAGUGCUACUUGGGCCCUGUGGCUCUUCAGCCCCUUCAACCUGGUCAGAAGAACAGCCAUCAAAGUGUCUGUCCACUCCUGGUUCUCCAUAUUUAUUACCGUCACUAUUCUGUUCAACUGUGUGUGCAUGACCCAAAGCGAUCUUCCGGAGAAAAUCGAGUAUGCCUUCACCGUCAUCUACACCUUCGAAGCCCUGAUAAAGAUACUGGCUAGAGGGUUUUGUCUAAAUGAGUUCACUUAUCUGCGAGACCCCUGGAACUGGCUAGACUUCAGCGUCAUCACUCUGGCGUAUGUUGGUGCAGCGAUAGACCUCCGAGGAAUCUCAGGCCUGCGGACAUUCCGAGUUCUCAGAGCCCUGAAAACGGUUUCUGUGAUCCCGGGACUGAAGGUCAUCGUCGGAGCCCUGAUCCACUCGGUGAGAAAGCUGGCUGACGUGACCAUCCUCACUGUCUUCUGCCUGAGUGUCUUUGCCUUGGUGGGCCUGCAACUCUUCAAGGGGAACCUUAAGAACAAAUGCAUCAGGAAUGGCACGGAUCCCCACAAGGCUCAUAAUUUCUCCUCUGAAAUGACAGAAAAUUACUACAUCAAGGACGGCACUACUGACCCCUUACUGUGCGGUAAUGGAUCUGAUGCUGGCCACUGCCCCAGUGGCUACGUCUGCCUGAAAACUUCUGGAAACCCUGAUUUUGACUACACCAGCUUCGACUCCUUUGCGUGGGCGUUCCUCUCACUGUUCCGUCUCAUGACGCAGGACUCCUGGGAGCGCCUGUACCAGCAGACACUCCGGGCCUCUGGGAAAAUGUACAUGGUCUUUUUUGUGCUUGUCAUCUUCCUCGGAUCGUUCUACCUGGUCAACCUGAUCUUGGCUGUGGUCACCAUGGCCUAUGAGGAGCAGAACCAAGCAACAAUUGCAGAAAUCGAAGCCAAGGAAAAGAAGUUCCAAGAAGCCCUUGAAAUGCUGCAGAAGGAGCAGGAGGUGCUGGCCGCUCUGGGGAUUGACACGGCCUCACUCCACUCCCACAAUGGAUCUCCUUUAGCCCCCAAAAACACGAAUGAAAGAAAGCACAGAAUGAAAUCAAGGGUGUCAGAGGGCUCUACAGAUGAUAACAGGUCACCCCAAUCUGAGCCUUACAACCAACGCAGGAUGUCUUUCCUAGGCCUGUCUUCUGGGAGACGCAGGGCUAGCCACGGCAGUGUGUUCCACUUCCGUGCGCCCAGCCAGGAGGUCACCUUUCCUGACGGGAUCACAGAUGAUGGAGUCUUUCACGGAGACCAUGAAAGCCAUCGGGGCUCCCUGUUGCUGGGCAGGGGUGCUGGACAGGCAGGCCCUCUCCCCAGGAGCCCAUUGUCUCAGUCUCCCAACCCUGGACAUGGGGAAGAGGGACAGCUCACAGUACCCGCUGGAGCUCCCGAAGGCCUGGCACUUGAGGCUGCGGGGCAGAAGAAGAAUUUUCUGUCUGCAGAGUACUUGAAUGAACCUUUUCGAGCACAGAGGGCAAUGAGCGUGGUCAGUAUCAUGACAUCUGUCAUUGAGGAGCUUGAAGAUUCUAAGCUGAGGUGCCCGCCCUGCUUGAUCAGCUUGGCUCAGAAGUAUCUGAUCUGGGAGUGCUGCCCCAAGUGGAUGAAGUUCAAGAUGGUCCUCUUCGAGCUGGUUACGGACCCCUUCGCAGAGCUCACCAUCACCCUCUGCAUCGUGGUGAACACCAUCUUCAUGGCCAUGGAGCACUACCCCAUGACAGAAGCCUUUGACGCCAUGCUCCAAGCCGGCAACAUUGUCUUCACGGUGUUUUUUACAAUGGAGAUGGCCUUCAAGAUCAUUGCCUUCGACCCCUACUACUACUUCCAGAAGAAGUGGAACGUCUUUGACUGCGUCAUCGUCACCGUGAGCCUGCUGGAGCUGAGCAUAUCCAAGAAGGGCAGCCUGUCUGUGCUUCGGACCUUCCGCUUGCUUCGGGUCUUCAAGCUGGCCAAAUCCUGGCCCACCCUCAACACGCUCAUCAAGAUCAUUGGCAAUUCGGUGGGGGCCCUGGGCAACCUGACCUUCAUCCUGGCCAUCAUCGUCUUCAUCUUUGCCCUGGUUGGGAAGCAGCUUCUCGGGGAGGCCUACGGCUGCCGCAGGGAUGGCGUCGCCCUGUGGAAUGGCGAGCAGCUCCGCUGGCACAUGUGUGAUUUCUUCCACUCUUUCCUCGUCAUCUUCCGGAUCCUCUGCGGAGAGUGGAUCGAGAACAUGUGGGUGUGCAUGCAAGUCAGCGAGAAAUCAAUCUGCCUCAUCCUCUUCCUGACUGUGAUGGUGCUGGGCAACCUGGUGGUGCUCAACCUUUUCAUCGCCUUGCUGCUGAAUUCCUUUAGUGCCGACAACCUCACAGCCCCGGAGGACGAUGGGGAGGUGAACAACUUGCAGGUAGCACUGGCCAGGAUUCAGGCAUUGGGCCAUCGGGCCAGCCAGGCCAUUUCCAGUUACCUCAGCAGCCACUGCCGGCCCCGCUGGCCCAAGGUGGAGGCCCAGCUAGCGGUGAAGCCCUCCCUCAGCAACUCCAAAGCAGAGAACCACAUCACUGCUGAUGCUGUCAACAAUGCAGGGGGGAGCCCAGCAAAGCCCGCUCUCGGUGGCCCCAAGGAGGAUUACAGGGACUUCAUCGCCGAUGCUAACGUGUGGGUCUCUGUGCCCAUUGCCGAGGGAGAAUCUGAUCUCGAUGAGCUCGAGGAAGACAUGGAGAGGAAUUCUCAGAGCUCUUGGCAGGAAGAGAGCCCCAAAGGGCAGGAACAGCUGCCGGAAGCCCAAAGCUGUGGAGACCAUGAAGCGUGUAAGAGCCCAGGCUCUGGGGUGUCCUCGGAGGACCUGGCUCCAUACCUGGGUGAGGGAUGGAAGUGUGAGGCCACCCCUCAGGUCCCUGCUGAGGGAGUAGAUGACACAAGCUCUUCUGAGGGCAGCACGGUGGACUGCCCGGAUCCAGAGGAAAUCCUCCGGAAGAUUCCAGAGCUGGCAGAAGACCUGGAAGAGCCAGAUGACUGCUUCACAGAAGGCUGCACCCGCCGCUGUCCCUGCUGCAAAGUGAAUACCAGUAAGUUCCCCUGGGCCACAGGCUGGCAGUUGCGCAAGACCUGCUACCGGAUCGUGGAGCACAGCUGGUUCGAGAGCUUCAUCAUCUUCAUGAUCCUGCUCAGCAGCGGAGCCCUGGCCUUUGAGGACAACUACCUAGAACAAAAGCCCCGAGUGAAGUCUAUGCUGGAGUACACCGAUAGAGUGUUCACCUUCAUCUUCGUGUUCGAGAUGCUGCUCAAGUGGGUAGCUUAUGGCUUCAAGAAGUAUUUCACCAACGCCUGGUGCUGGCUGGACUUCCUCAUUGUGAACAUCUCUCUGACAAGCCUCAUAGCAAAGAUCCUUGAAUACUCAGACGUGGCAUCCCUCAAAGCUCUUCGCACUCUCCGCGCCCUCCGACCACUGCGGGCUCUGUCUCGAUUUGAAGGCAUGAGGGUGGUGGUGGACGCGCUGGUGGGCGCCAUCCCCUCCAUCAUGAACGUCCUCCUGGUCUGCCUCAUCUUCUGGCUCAUCUUCAGCAUCAUGGGCGUGAACCUCUUCGCCGGGAAAUUUUCCAGGUGCAUCGACACCAGCAGUAAUCCGUUUUCUGUUGUGAAUUCGACCAUUGUGAACAACAGAUCGGAGUGUGACCAUCAAAACCAUACUGGCCACUUCUUCUGGGUCAACGUGAAGGUCAACUUUGACAAUGUUGCUAUGGGUUACCUCGCACUUCUGCAGGUGGCAACCUUCAAAGGCUGGAUGGACAUUAUGUAUGCAGCUGUUGAUUCCCGAGAGAUUGACUGCCAGCCUCAGUGGGAGGACAACUUGUACAUGUACCUAUACUUCGUCGUCUUCAUCAUUUUUGGCGGCUUCUUUACCCUGAAUCUCUUCGUUGGGGUCAUUAUCGACAACUUCAACCAACAGAAAAGAAAGCUAGGGGGCCAGGACAUCUUCAUGACGGAGGAACAGAAGAAGUACUACAACGCCAUGAAGAAGCUGGGCUCCAAGAAGCCCCAGAAGCCCAUCCCGCGGCCCCUGAAUAAGUACCAGGGCUUCGUGUUCGACAUCGUGACCAGGCAAGCUUUUGACAUCGCCAUCAUGGUCCUCAUUUGCCUCAAUAUGGUCACCAUGAUGGUGGAGACAGACGACCAGAGUGAGGAGAAGACAAAGAUCCUGGGCAGGAUCAACCAGUUCUUCGUGGCCGUCUUCACGGGCGAGUGCGUGAUGAAGAUGUUUGCCCUACGCCAAUACUACUUCACCAAUGGCUGGAAUGUGUUCGACUUCAUCGUGGUGAUCCUGUCCAUUGGGAGUCUCAUUUUUUCUGCAAUCCUUAAGUCACUUGAAAGUUACUUCUCCCCAACGCUCUUCCGGGUCAUCCGUCUGGCCAGAAUCGGCCGCAUCCUCAGGCUGAUCCGAGCAGCCAAGGGGAUCCGCACCCUGCUCUUCGCCCUCAUGAUGUCCCUGCCCGCCCUCUUCAACAUCGGCCUCCUGCUCUUCCUGGUCAUGUUCAUCUACUCCAUCUUUGGCAUGGCCAGCUUCGCUAAUGUCGUGGAGGAGGCUGGCAUCGACGACAUGUUCAACUUCAAAACCUUCGGCAAUAGCAUGCUGUGCCUUUUCCAGAUCACCACGUCAGCCGGCUGGGAUGGCCUCCUCAGCCCCAUCCUCAACACGGGGCCCCCAUACUGUGACCCCAAUAUGAGCAACAAUAGUGCUUCCCGAGGGAACUGUGGGAGCCCAGCGGUGGGCAUCGUCUUCUUCACCACCUACAUCAUCAUCUCCUUCCUCAUCGUGGUCAACAUGUACAUCGCCGUGAUUCUGGAGAACUUCAAUGUGGCCACAGAAGAGAGCACAGAGCCCCUGAGCGAGGACGACUUCGACAUGUUCUAUGAGAUCUGGGAGAAGUUCGACCCAGAGGCCACGCAGUUCAUUGCCUUUUCUGCCCUCUCGGACUUUGCAGACACACUCUCUGGCCCUCUUAGAAUCCCAAAACCCAAUCAGAAUAUAUUGAUCCAGAUGGACCUGCCAUUGGUCCCUGGAGACAAGAUCCACUGUUUGGACAUCCUUUUUGCCUUCACAAAGAACGUCUUGGGAGAAUCUGGAGAGCUGGAUUCUCUGAAGACGAACAUGGAAGAGAAAUUCAUGGCAACUAAUCUUUCCAAAGCAUCCUACGAACCAAUAGCAACCACCCUCCGGUGGAAGCAGGAAGACAUCUCGGCCACUGUCAUUCAGAAGGCCUAUCGGAACUAUGUGUUGCAGCGCUCCUUGACGCUCUCCAACCCCCUGAGUGUGCCCAGGGCUGAGGAGGAUGAAAUGUCACUCCCUGGUGAAGGCUUUGUUACAUUCAUGGCAAACGACAUCAGUGGGAUCCCAGACAAAUCAGAAACUGCUUCUGCCAUUUCGUUCCCCCCAUCCUAUGAUAGCGUCACCAGGGGCCUGAGUGACAGGGUCAACAUUAGCACAUCCAGCUCGAUGCAAAAUGAAGAUGAAGCCACCAGGAAGGAGGGGAACAGCCCUAGACCUCAGUGA
Messenger RNA from Phodopus roborovskii (desert hamster), 5884 nucleotides. RefSeq names its product sodium voltage-gated channel alpha subunit 10 (gene Scn10a). The coding region runs from base 29 to 5884 and encodes 1951 amino acids. Gene Ontology annotation, molecular function: voltage-gated sodium channel activity involved in cardiac muscle cell action potential. Gene Ontology annotation, cellular component: voltage-gated sodium channel complex; axon; plasma membrane. The transcript has 27 exons. Gene Ontology annotation, biological process: sodium ion transmembrane transport; membrane depolarization during action potential; AV node cell action potential. The record is from RefSeq and is a predicted model, not a curated record. NCBI's taxonomy places the organism in Eukaryota, Metazoa, Chordata, Mammalia, Rodentia, Cricetidae.